UCUUUUAAAGUAUACAUUUAGUUAUCACCAAAGGAAAAAUCUACGAAAAUGGGCCAUUACGCCAAAAUCCUAUUUUGCACAAUUCUUUUGUACAGUUACGCUGCUUCCAAAGUGUCCAAAUGCUAUUACUGCUUAUUAUCAGAUAAAUGUAACGAUCCUUUCAAUUCUACUUUCGCCACUGUAUUGAACUGCUCCAAUCCCAGCACUUACAAAACUCUCAGUAUGGAUAACAACAACGGGUUCAAUGGAAAUCGGCAACUUUUGCAGAGAUUGGAUCAAAACGAUGAUUACGUUUGCGUUAAAUACGUUAUAAAAAAUAGUGCACAAGUUGCUGAUGGUGUAGUAACAGACCGAAGAUGCAUGCAAAGAUAUUCCAGCAGCAACGUAGCUGCUUGCGAUCAAGUAAAACAAGCCAUGGGUACAUCUUCGACUUUAAUGUCUUGUUCGACUUGCGACAAUGAUUUGUGUAACUCCGCCAUUAGAUGGAAUUCUUUGUCUUCUUUGACGGCUGCAGUAGCGGCUGUUUUUGUUUUUAUCGGUUUGAUUUGGUAGUGAAAUAUGCUAUAAUUACCUAAAAUAUUUAAGCCAAUUAUAACAGUAUUAAGUAUUAUAAAUAAAUUAUUUUUUUUUCUUAA
Phyllotreta striolata is the source of this 635-nucleotide messenger RNA. The record is from the annotation of a GenBank genome assembly. NCBI's taxonomy places the organism in Eukaryota, Metazoa, Arthropoda, Insecta, Coleoptera, Chrysomelidae.